AUGGCUCCUCCGCCCUCCGCGAGUCUACCUCUCGGUGAAAGGAUUCUAGCUCUGGCCAAAACUUUACAGUUUGCCUGGUUUAGCGGACACCUCCUACUUCUGCUGAGUCUUUUCCGGUACUCCAUCGGCCUUAUCGCAUUUAACUAUACCUCGCGUUGGGCUCGAUUUACCUAUCGUACAGCCUUCCUCUCGGCGGCCCUAACAUACGGGAUUGUUGUAUACAAGACAUGGCGAGCUCGACAGAAGGUUGGGGCCAAGAGCCCAGGAGUUCUAGGCCUUCUCUCAGAUGAAAACGUUCAAUAUCUUGCCAUGGCAAUUGUAUGGUUCCUAGCUCCUCAAUACACCCUCGCCCUAUUUCCGUACGGCAUUUAUUCCGUAUUCCACGUCGCAACAUAUACGCGAAGCAACCUUAUUCCCACUAUCCAGCCCAAUAAGGUCCCUGCUGGUGCUUCUCCUGGUGCCAAACCGCAGUCGGCUAGCCCUCUUGCCGAGGCCAUUGGGAACUUCGUAAAGCAAUACUAUGACGCGUCCAUGUCUGUCGUUUCGGGCCUAGAGAUUCUACUUUGGUUCCGAUUGUUCCUAUCGGCCGUAUUCUUCCAACGUCUGUCUUGGAUUCUCAUUACUAUCUACACUGCAUUCCUCCGAACUAGAUUUGCACAAAGCACGCAUGUACAGGACUCUUUCAGAAGGCUCGAAUCGAGAAUUGAUUCCUUAGUUGGCGCCCAGGGUAAUCCUCCGGCUGUGCGCUCUGUCUGGGAAGGUAUCAAGAGCGUUGCGCGCCAGUUCCACGAUGCCACGGAUCUUGGCAAGUAUACGAACGGAUCUGCGGUACCCAAAAAGACUUCUUAA
Daldinia childiae is the source of this 849-nucleotide messenger RNA. Its product is annotated as Tetra-spanning protein 1. The transcript is spliced from 4 exons. Bases 1 to 849 code for a protein of 282 amino acids. The record is from RefSeq and is a predicted model, not a curated record. Gene Ontology annotation, biological process: membrane organization; endoplasmic reticulum tubular network organization. Gene Ontology annotation, cellular component: membrane; endoplasmic reticulum. Lineage: Eukaryota; Fungi; Ascomycota; Sordariomycetes; Xylariales; Hypoxylaceae.